Messenger RNA from Apis dorsata (giant honeybee), 845 nucleotides. RefSeq names its product DNA polymerase epsilon subunit 3 (gene Chrac-14). Bases 302 to 691 code for a protein of 129 amino acids. Gene Ontology annotation, cellular component: epsilon DNA polymerase complex; CHRAC. The transcript has 2 exons. Gene Ontology annotation, molecular function: protein heterodimerization activity; chromatin DNA binding. Gene Ontology annotation, biological process: heterochromatin formation; leading strand elongation; DNA damage response. The record is from RefSeq and is a predicted model, not a curated record. NCBI's taxonomy places the organism in Eukaryota, Metazoa, Arthropoda, Insecta, Hymenoptera, Apidae.
UGUUCAUGUGUUAUAUUAUUUCAAAGCAACUAAAAAUAUUGUUAAUAUUAAUGAUUUAAAUUUAAUGCUAUAGAUGUUAAUAUAGAUUUCAUGUAUUUGUGAUUUAUUGCUUUUUCUUCAUGUGAUAUAUAUAUAUUUGUAUUAUAUUUUAUUUAUUAAUAUAUAUGUGAACAUAUUGGCGGGAAAUAAGAAGACAUUGUAUCGAAAUUUGUUAUCUUUAUUUUAAUAUAACUUUUAUUACAUCAAUUAAUUUUAACGUUUUAACGUUUGUAAAACCAAAAUAAAUAAAUAAAAACGUCAGAUGGCAGAAAGAUUGGAAGAUCUUAAUUUACCAAAUGCAGUUGUAACAAGAAUUAUAAAAGAGGCAUUACCAGAAGGAGUUACAAUUGCUAAAGAUGCUAGAACUGCAGUAGCAAAAGCAUCAUCAAUUUUUAUAUUAUAUUUAACAUCAUCUGCAAAUAUAAUUGCUAAAAAAGGAAAUCGUAAAACAAUAAGUGGUCAGGAUGUUAUUCAAGCAAUGAAUGAUAUAGAAUUUGAUGAAUUUGUUGAUCCACUUCAAGAAUCAUUAGAAAAUUUUCGUAAAGCUCAAAAAGAAAAGAAAGAUGCAACAUCUAAAAAAAAACAACAGAAAAAGGAUGAAGAUGAUAUAAUAGAAGAGGAAGAUGGUGGAAGAGAAGUUAUGGUUUUUUGAUAUGUAUUAAGUUACAUAUUAUAUAAAUUAUAAUAUGUAAAAAAAGAUGUAUACACAUAUUUUACAGAAUUAUUAUAUAAAUCUAAUAAAUUUUGUCACAUUCUAUUUAUUAUUAUAAAAUAAAUUAAAUAAAAUAUAUUAAUAUAAAAAAUUU